This is a messenger RNA of Drosophila ficusphila, 1143 nucleotides long. RefSeq names its product spaetzle-processing enzyme. The coding region runs from base 214 to 1050 and encodes 278 amino acids. NCBI's taxonomy places the organism in Eukaryota, Metazoa, Arthropoda, Insecta, Diptera, Drosophilidae. Gene Ontology annotation, molecular function: serine-type endopeptidase activity. The record is from RefSeq and is a predicted model, not a curated record. The transcript is spliced from 4 exons. Gene Ontology annotation, biological process: proteolysis.
CAUACUACUUAGUGUGGAUUCAUUGCAAUUAAAAACAAAAGAACUUCUUAAUGAUAUAUUGCUAUAGUAGCUGUGACUCAACUUGCUUAUAUACAUUUAAAACAUUCUCUUGAAAAUACAUAUGUCGUAUGUGAUAACGCCAACCACUUGGUAUUGGGAAAAAACCCAUUUAAUAAAAGCUAAACCGUCGGUCAGCCAAGACCAAAAUUAAAGAUGAAGUCUGUGUGGAUUGCGGGAAUUGCCUGCCUUUUAUAUCUGCCCCAUGCUUUGCACGCACAGUUUUUGGAGUCCAAUUGCGGGACGGGCAAGCUAACCUCAAACCGAAUCUCUAAUGGAGAAAAUGCAGAGAUCGGAACGACCCCAUGGAUGGCUUACUUGCACCAAAACUCGACGCUUGUUUGUGCCGGAACGCUUAUCACUCAUAGAUUUGUGCUGACUGCAGCGCACUGUACGUCCACAGUAACUGUUCGCCUCGGGGAGUACGAUACAUCAACAGCAAACGACUGCACCAUUCAAGGUUGCAUCCCUGCGUAUGAGGAUUAUGAGCCCGAAAUGGCAAUUCGACAUAUUCUCUACGAGGAAAGCCAAUGGGGUUAUCCCAUGACAUAUGACAUAAUGUUGAUUAAACUAAAAAAAUACGUCUUGUUUAAAGAUCACAUCAAGCCAAUCUGUCUGCUGCGAGAUCCAUCGCAGGCUGCGUUUACCCCCAGAUUCGAGGCCACAGGAUGGGGAAGAACUGACCGGGAUGAAGUCGCCAAGGUGCUGCAGACGGUGGUCCUCACCAAGCUCGAUCCAAGUGAGUGCCUGAAAUCCCUGGGCGUUACUUUGAAAUGGGGUCAGUUCUGCGCGGGUGACAGCAGAGGAGACACCUGCAAUGGAGACUCGGGCGGACCGCUGGUCCACAAAAUGUCAGAUGGCCGAAGGACCCUCUCCAUUCAGUUCGGAAUCGUGAGCUAUGGUCACCGGUCUUGUCGAGGCGUAGGAGUCUACACAGACGUCUUCAGCUUAACCAACUGGAUUUUUAGAGUAGUUCGCUUUUAUGGAAAAUAAACUGCAAACUCAACUAAAAAUUGCCAUUUCACUUAUAAAAACAUUUAUCUACAGCCUUAAAAAUUCAAACCGAAUUCCCUACUUAAUCAGUAA